Molecule: messenger RNA, 1492 nt
Organism: Pisolithus orientalis
Lineage: Eukaryota; Fungi; Basidiomycota; Agaricomycetes; Boletales; Pisolithaceae
Product: 14-3-3 domain-containing protein
Exons: 5
Coding region: 337-1107 (256 amino acids)
Biological process (GO): signal transduction
Cellular component (GO): cytoplasm
Source: RefSeq, a predicted model, not a curated record
UGUUGCCAUCGAUUGCCGCACCAUUAUGAAUGCGAAUCCAUUACUUAACUUCAAAUGGCAGUCAGUAAUGGUAAAAUUUCUGAACUUACAGGUAUCUUCACCAUGAGGCGCCGUGCUUCCUUGAUACUGUGACCCUCAGCCCUAAUACCUCACUGGUCCUCGCUGGAGUCCCCUUUGCCCAGGACACCACAUGCAUGAUAGGAGGACCUGAACCCUCGUGUGCUACUUGCCUGUUCAACGUGGACAGCAACACACUCCGUUGCCAGAGAGCCUAUUUAAGCGUAACAAAUUUCGUAGGGAAAAAUCGUCCCCCUCUCUGAUUCGAACCUUAGUACAAUGUCACCCGCAAGGAUCAUUUCGAGGGAGGAGUACCUCCUUUUAGCCAAGGUUGCAGAAGAGGCGGAGCGCUACGAAGAUUUAGUCAUGCAAAUCAAGGGUUUGAUCCAGACGUAUGGCGCCCUGACAAUCGAGGAGCGCAACCUUCUCUCCGUCGCAUACAAGAACAUAACCAAUGCUCUCCGCAGCAGCUGGAGAGUUGUCGAUUCUCUGGAGAAACUAGAAUCGAGUCACCCUACCGGCCGCACUCAACGCCAAUUGGCAUUGACACGACAGCAACGGAGUAAGAUUGAGCGAGAGCUUACGGAUGUCUGUAAGGAUGUCAUACGGCUCUUGGACGAUCGCUUGAUGCCCAUUGUGGCCGUUGGGGAGGAAACCGUAUUUUAUUACAAGAUGAAAGGUGAUUAUUACCGCUACCUCGCGGAGUUUGCGCACCAGCAGGAGAGAGGUCACUUCUCCGACCUCUCACUUGCUGCGUACAAGUUUGCAUAUAAGCACGCUUUGGCUUCGCUUGAACCUACGCAUCCAACAAGAUUAGGAUUGGCAUUGAAUUUUGCAGUAUAUUAUCAUGACGUCCGGAAGAGUCCCGAACGCGCUUGCCAUCUUGGAAAGCACGCAUUCGACGAAGCCGUCGCCUGUUUGGAUCAUGAUGAUGAGGCAUCACUCCAGGCCAUGCGAGACUCAAUGAUGAUCCUCCAGCUUCUGAGGGACGACCUCGUAAUUUGGUCGGGUGAGAUGCAGCGAGGUAUGGAGUGUCCUCCUAAUAAGUAGUCAUGGACAUGUCCUGUAUCCUCCACUACACAUCCUGCUGCACUCACGAGUCUAAAGGUGGAAUAAGUACCUAUGAUCCUUCCUCCAUCCAUGUAAAAUGGGCUUCAUGUUAUACACAUAUCCGUCGUCUUGUGGGUAAGCAGGUAGAGUUCUCAGUGUAGCAGUUACGACAACUGUUUCCGUGCAAACGUAGCGGCAACCAAGAGCGGAAAAACCAAGGUAGCAUCAGCAAAAACCUGGGAUACCAACGGGGAUCAGUGCCUUUCGGCCUACUUCGAAGUUGAACAACCUUAACAGACUCAGCUCCCGCACGGAUUUUCCCCCACGAGACUGCCUCGUCCGGUUGCGCGCCUGAGUCGGAACCAUCGAAUUCUUGACCCGUAUU